AUGGUAGGGCCCUCCUCGGUCUGGCCUCCGGGCGCCGCCAUGUUGCAGCCUCAGAACGGGAGCCAUGGAUGUGAGCGUACGGCCGGCAGCCGGACCCGGGCCAGCUCCGCUGAGCACAUGCUGGAGGUGCGGCCGGGGCUGUUCCUGGGUGGAGCUGCGGCAGUCGCGGAGCCGGACCACCUGAGGGAGGCGGGCAUCACGGCAGUGCUGACGGUGGACUCGGAGGAGACCGACUUCAACACGGGGGCUGGGGUCGAGGGUCUACGGAGUCUCUUCGUGCCAGCGCUGGACAAACCCGAGACCGACCUGCUUAGCCAUCUGGACCGGUGCGUGGCCUUCAUCGGCCAGGCCCGCGCCGAGGGCCGCGCGGUGCUGGUGCAUUGCCACGCAGGGGUCAGUCGAAGUGUGGCUGUAAUGACUGCUUUUAUGAUGAAGACUGACCAACUUACCUUUGAAAAAGCCUAUGAAAACCUUAAGACUAUCAAACCAGAGGCUAAGAUGAAUGAGGGGUUUGAGUGGCAACUGAAAUUAUACCAGGCAAUGGGAUGUGAAGUAGAUACCUCUAGUGCAAUUUAUAAACAGUAUCGUUUACAGAAGGUUACAGAGAAGUAUCCAGAAUUGCAGAACUUACCUCAAGAACUCUUUGCUGUUGACCCAUCUGCCAUUACACAAGGAUUGAAAGAUGGGGUGCUCUACAAAUGUAGAAAGUGCAGGCGAUCUUUAUUUCGAAGUUCUAGCAUUUUGGAUCAUAAUGAAGGAAGUGGUCCUAUAGCCUUUGCCCACAAGAGGAUGACACCAUCCUUCAUGCUUACUACAGGGAGUCAGGCUCAAUGUACAUCUUACUUCAUUGAACCUGUGCAGUGGAUGGAAUCCACUUUGCUGGGAGUGAUGGAUGGACAGCUUCUUUGCCCCAAAUGCAGUGCCAAGUUGGGUUCUUUCAACUGGUAUGGUGAACAGUGCUCAUGUGGUAGAUGGAUAACACCUGCUUUUCAAAUACAUAAGAACAGAGUGGAUGAAAUGAAAAUGCUGCCAGUUUGGGGAUCACAAACAAGGAAAAUAUGAACUUG
This is a messenger RNA of Lipotes vexillifer (Yangtze River dolphin), 1067 nucleotides long. RefSeq names its product dual specificity phosphatase 12 (gene DUSP12). NCBI's taxonomy places the organism in Eukaryota, Metazoa, Chordata, Mammalia, Artiodactyla, Lipotidae. The transcript is spliced from 6 exons. Gene Ontology annotation, biological process: protein dephosphorylation. The record is from RefSeq and is a predicted model, not a curated record. Bases 1 to 1062 code for a protein of 353 amino acids. Gene Ontology annotation, molecular function: protein tyrosine/serine/threonine phosphatase activity. Gene Ontology annotation, cellular component: nucleus.